AUGGCUGGACUCACAGCCGAAGGCAUCGCAGCACUAGGCGAUGAAGCCUCUCAUUCCAUGCGAUGGCUCGAUAUGAGUCUCUCAGACUCUUCUUCUAAUCCAACCGAUCCCAGGCCGGCUCGUCAAGCAUAUGCCUUGAAGGUCAUUGAGGAUCCUACCAACAACUUUGUACGAUUAGUCAAAGACCCCUUGAACCUGAUUAGCGUUAUGGGCCCUGCGCGUUCCGGAAAGUCCACUCUAAUGAACGUUCUUGCUGGCUGCACUACGACAGAACUAUUUGCAACCUAUCCCGGCAUGGAGACUUUUACUAAAGGAAUUCAAAUUCCAACCAGAGUAUUGACACUUCCUCAGUUCUCUUCACUAGAAGGGGAAACAACUGUGGAUUCAAGUACCGAGAACGUCAAGGUGACCUUUGUCGAUACGGAGGGGCAAGGUGCCAUAGGAGACAAUUAUGACAUGGACCUCUUCAGUCCCGCAUUAGUCACGUCUCGAGUCGUCAUCUACAAUCGAACUGGAGGUCUCCUCACUGAAGAAAUCCUUUCACAGCUUGGUAUGAUGACUCAAGCAGCACAAAGGGUUCGUGCAGGUGGAAACGCUAGAUCCGACGACUCGGCAAGUCCUGGAACAUCUGGAACAGCUGCGACAGGUCCACUCUUUGGGCAUCUUUUUAUCAUCUUUAAUCAAUUUCGAACGAAUAAGGUCGAUACGGUUACCACUCUCAAAAAUGCUCUCAUGAACCAGGAGCCAGAAACCGAUUCAAAUUCGACCAACAGGAACAACAUCCGUAAACUUCUAACAUCCGUCUUCGAAUCUAUCCAAGUUUUUAUCCUGCCCGAUAGCCUCAAAAGCGAGGCUCGUGAUGAUCUUGCUGAUGGCAUCAAGGAUUUUAUCUUACUUUCAGACUUCACCCCAAAGUAUCUAGAAUACUUCAAACUACUUCGGGAUGGGCUCUCUAAAGCUUUAGUCUCCCCUCGAGAGCUUACUACUGGAGUGCCACUGACAGGGGGUACAAUUGCUGAUUUUAUGCCCUCAUUUGCGGAUGCUAUCAAUCGUUCACAGCCCUUGAACUUGCCAUCAAUCUUUGAAUUGUCUCAGAACAAUGCGUUGAACAAAAUACAGAUUACCUUCACAAAUGCCUUGAGUAUUGUCUCGGACAGCAUACUCAGCGAUCCUGCUCUAUCGACUCAACUUCUUUCCACUAAAUUUGAUAGCAAUGUGACGCUACUCCUCAGCCAACUUGCUAAUUCCAUCUCAUACAUGCCAAUCGACACUGUGAAGAGUGCGCAGGAUGAAGCCUCAAACUCCGCUGCCGCCGUCAAAGUCAAUCUAAUUGCAACAAAUUUGAGUAGGAUCAAGACCUUGAUGUCCACUUCCUUGACCAAUUUGAUUAGCUCAAUUGAAACCGAGUUAUUGAAGGUCUUCCCAGCCAACAACAUCCUGCAAUCACCAACAGACAUUGACAAUGCUUUUAUCACUUUGUUCAACAGUCUUUCAAGCACCUUGAAAACCAAAGGUGAUAUGUACGAUCCUCAGGCUUUGCCCAGUGGCUAUGAAGCGGCUAUACAAUCAGCUCUCGAUAUGCACAAGUCUAGCAUACAAUCGAAGGCUGCUAGCUCUUGGGGUGUCUGGGCUACUGAUUUGACUCAGGCCAGCAUCAAAGCUUUGACAGAUACCUUGGCCACACUUGGGAGAAACACGCAAGUUGGUAACGACAGCCAAUAUACUACUAGUGCUACCUCUGUUUGUAACACAGAAAAAUCAGCCUUCGGUCAAAAACUCGAUAACGAAUAUCUAUGGUCUAAUAAGCAAGACAAAAAAGACUUCUUCGCGACUUCGGCAGAUAAUGCAAUGAACACCCAAAAAGCGCUUUGGUUGAAAAAUGAAGAAGAUGUCAAGGCCAGUCUCAAUAUAAUUUUCGAGGCUCUCAAGCAAACAUAUGUCAUGCAACUUCAAAAUUCUAUUGUGCCACAGAGCGAGCCUCAAUCAUUUACUACGAUCACCAACCCCACCCUGAUCAAAGAUGCAUUGCUUCUAUUUUGUUCACAAAAUAGUCUUUCGACAACAAUGACUAUCAAGAUUGGAACGGAUUUCGAUGUAUUCGUAGCCGAAAAAAAGUCAAAUUUUGUCACAACUUAUAACUUAGCGUGUGAUACUUACAAGGGCUAUAUUAGCGGAGAGCUCGCUGCCCAAGUGCCUCUUAUUCUUCAAGCUUGUCGAAAUCAACUAGAUCUUAUUGAUCUUAACUUGGAUUCGCCAACCACCACAAGAGACCAGAUUACGGUGACAUCCAAUGCGGCUGUUACAGAUGCGAAAAACAAAUUCACCUUGGCCAAAGGCAAACUCAACACCCUACCAAAUGGGACGAUUUCAAGUACAGUAAUACAGACUUACCAGUUACAGCUUGAUAUGGGACUCGAGCUUGAUAGAAAGGCCAAAGUUGACAAGUACGAUGAGGUGGUGUCUGUGUACAACAAGGCACUUCUCACCGAGUUGGUUAUACCUAUUGUUGAUCAAACUCUGGCAAACAAUUUCACUAGUACAGGGGCUUUAGAUACCAGCAUAACACGACAAUUGAUGUUCUUCAUAGCUAGGAAGAAAGGCGAACAAGCGUUGGCUCAGGCGAAAUGGGACGAAUGGAAGACAAGAACCUAUCCUGCUCUCGUUGAAGUAGUACAGCGCAAUAACUCAUACAGGGUGGAUGGUCUAGACGGUAAUCUAGCUGCCACAAAAGCUAUUCAAGAACAUGUCAUCGGUAAUAUCAACGAGGAUUGCUGUUCAAUGGGUGGAGAUUUAGGCAUGUCUUACCUAUAUUCUAGCAGGUUAGAUGGUGUAAAACCUCAAGAUAUGGGUAUGUCUGUUACAGACCCUACCAAACCAAGUCAGCAAAACUCUCGAACCAUGCGCUUGAACAAUUCACCUGGUGGUGGUUAUGAUGCAAACCAUAGUACAAAUCUUGAGUUCUUCGAUUGGGUUGUUGAGGUCUCGGAAAUUAUAUGGGGUAAACCAAUCAUUACUGAUCUUAAACCCUUGAAGCUUGACACGACCGAAUAUCCGGCUCAAGCCACUCCCAUGACUGUCAUAAUAGGCUCAAUCAGUGCUGUGACAACUACUGUCACAGAUAGUCAAAGUUGGGGUGUGAACGCUGGAGUUGAAGUCGGUUACAAAUUCGGAGUAAAAGAUGAAUGGGAAACCAACAUGAAGGCAACAUUCAAUGGAAACUUUUCCAACAUUUCGACCCACUCAGAAUCAUCUACCUACACCACCUCGACAUCUGCACAGAUUACACUCCCUGCCAACCGUGUUAAUUGUGUCAAUCAGAUGGUGUUCGAUCAAAGAACUUCGUUGCCAUAUACAGCCCGUGUAAGGGUUGUUCCGAAAUUGAGAUUUCAAAAUGGAUACACAAUAUAUGGUGGCGGGGGAAGUUACGCCUCAAACCCCGGUACAGCUGCUCGGAAGCCUGCCUUCAAGAGAUCGGACAGAGUUUAUUGCUCAAAUGCGAAAAGUACCUUUGAGUUCAGAAGAACCGAUGAGAUCCGGGAUGAUGCUCUAAGUAACGCGGAUCCUUGGGAGUGGGCACUCUGUAUGCAGCGCAACCCGUACCUAAGGUCUUCCCUUGACAACCUCACCCAAGCAUCAAACUAUGAAGUUUUUGUCAAAGGCAAAUGGGAAGGGAUUACUGGGAAGUAUGCAGUUACGACGGUGACUCCUAAAAAUACUUUGACCACUUUACUACCCCCUUCUUAA
Molecule: messenger RNA, 3744 nt
Organism: Sclerotinia borealis F-4128
Lineage: Eukaryota; Fungi; Ascomycota; Leotiomycetes; Helotiales; Sclerotiniaceae
Source: the annotation of a GenBank genome assembly